GUAGUACACGUCAAAGAUUUAACACAGUGUAAGACGCUCCUUGAGGUUUCUAUUGAGAUCUUUAGAGAAGUGCGUAUGCUUAACUGUAAGACUACACGUCCUGCUUCUACGCUGAUGGACCGUUCAAUGAAAUAUUCAGUAUGUACCAAGUACUCUUGUUUCUUGAAUGAUGCAGUGUGCUUUGAGGAUAAAUCAAGUUCAUGUCAUAGACACUUGAAAGCAGAGUUGCAUGCAAGACGCUCUCCAUCCAGGCCCAGCUGUGGUGUAGUAUUGUUCAGUUUUCUGAUGGAGUAGAGGAAAAAUGAAUCAGGCGUGUUUCUGCUCAACCACUGACUGCACGUCAGAUCUCAGGCUGUGAGCUGUUUGAAAAAGCAUCAUGAAUGCACCAAAUACACCAGUUGACUCUACUGCUUUUUAGCUCAACUUGGCGGUUCUGCAUUGAGGACGAGCCUGUUUUGUUUUAAUGGAGACUCUUUGAGCUGUUGAACAUGCUCUGCGUCAUAUUUUUACCCAUUGCUUUCCUGGUGGUGGGAAGCACAAAGCUCUGCCCUCAUCAGUGUUCUUGUUACGACGCAUCUGAGCUGGUGGACUGUCGAUCCCGAGGGUUCACUCACAUUCCCCACAGUAUUCCACAUGGCACGUGGCUCCUGGACCUCAGUGGGAAUAAGCUGUCGGAGUUGAGGAGCACCUCCUUUACAGGGAUAUGGGCGCUCCGGGUCCUUCUGCUUUCACAAAGCAACAUGCAGGUGGUGCAUUCUAAGGCUCUUUCCUCUCUGACCUUCCUGGAGAAGUUGGACCUGGCUUACAACGAGCUCCGUGCCCUUCCUUCAGAUUUCUCUCAUGGUUUGACCACUCUUAAAGAUCUCAAGCUUUCCCACAACGCUCUGGAACGCCUCGAAUCGCACGCUUUGGAGGACCUAGAAAGUCUCGAGAGGUUAGAUCUCAGUCACAACCACAUUCAGGUCAUCGAAGUUGGGGCAUUUCGUGGACUUACCAUGCUGAGGCACCUUAACCUUGCGUGGAAUCAACUGACUGUCCUCCAAGGAGGUCUGCUCACCAUGCAACAAGGUCUUGGAGUCCUUCUCUUGAACCACAACAACAUCUCCAAGAUUGAAACAGAAGCUCUGGCUCCCUUACAAACCCUCACCAUUCUGAACUUAGAAGCCAACCAGUUGAGGAGCCUGAAGUUCAAGACGUUCUUAAACCUGCAGACGCCCAGCACGCAUCUGCAGAUGUCGGAGAACCCCUGGACGUGUGACUGCGAACUGCAUCGCGUCUUCAGUAAGAUACUGCACGUCAGGCAUCUCCACGUGGACGAUUACAUGAACAUCACGUGUCAUCUGCCGCUGUUGCUGUCUGGAGCGUCUCUGGGUUUGAUGCACAGUCAGCUGUGUAUCGCAGAAACGGCCACCGUCCUCGUCAUUACGGGAACUGUGAUGGUCACUGUGGUGGCGGCUUUGGUUAUGGCAGAACGCAAGCGAAAGAAGCAAAAGAUGAGCCUGGAAAAACAAGGAAAUGAUCCUAUGCCCUGGGAGUCUCGCAAAUGAAGCAAGGAGCAAAAGCCAUUAGGAACACAGUCUUAUUUUACACAACAGCUCUUCAUUUUAGCACAUAUCCAUAUUCACUUCAUAUUCACUACUUUCCUGAAACAUCUUCCUAGUCUUAUUUUGAAUGGUUUGUUGGCCAUUCUUACAAAUGAUAAGUAAUUCUUCAUCAAAACAUAAUAUAAUUCCAGAGAUAACAUUUUUGUAGACCAAAACCUGGAAACAAGCACUUACGACCCCAUCGUCCUGAAGUCAAAGGGUUUUUGGUUAAAUGCUUGAAAUGAGGUCUGUGGUGAACACAAGCUCAAGAUAUUUUCAAGUUUUAUUAUACAACAAAAUCAGUAAUGGGUCAUUCCUGGAUUCAGUGCCAUUUGUGUCCCCAGCAAAGAUCGUAAUAUUAUUGCCUUAGAAUUUUCAACAUCAUCAGUUCAUAUAGUUGUUUAGACAUGAAUAACAUCUCUUGAACUUUAAGCAUAUUUAGGGUUUUUUUUUUUUAAACAAUUCUACACAUUUUACAGUAUUUUAAACCAACAAAUAUCACCAUUUUCCCAUGUCCACCCUGUCAAGGUGAAUGGCUCAUUCCCAGUAUUCGGUGCCUUUUGGACAUCAUAACACUUAAAAAAAAGUAAACCCAUUUUUUUUUCUUAAUCAAUUCUUGUUUAAUUAGGAUAGGAAGAUGUAAAACAUGUGAAUUUCAGUCAAUCUGAGAUAUAUAAAUUUAAGGAUCCAUGUAUUGUGUCCACCCUGUUAGAUUUUCUGACUUAACAGGGUGGACACUAACAAAGUGGACAUUUUGACCUAAAAUCAGCCAUUACAAACAAAUGCUAAUGCAGAAGGUCUGUCAAAUAAAGUGAAAAUGAUACUUUUUUCAUAUUCCCCUUAACAGGGUGGAUAUGUUGAAGUUGACCACAUCAAAUUGGAAAGAUAAAAUAAGUAAAAACAGAUUAACAAAACAGAGGCUCUCUCUCACCUUCCACAGUUGUUUUCCUUCCAAUGAAAUUGUGUAAUUUCCUUUUUCCAACUUUCAUUUAAAGGGCCAGUAGUCGAAUAUAACAGGGUGGACAAUAUUUUAGGGACAAGCUAAAAACCUUUAUUAUUAUUAUUAUUAUUAUUAUUAUUUUAAUGAAUUUAAUAAAUCUAUACAUUAGAGAAAAUUAUUACUGAUAUUCCAAACAAUGUAAAAAACAUUUGCUCAAAUUAAGUGUUGUAUUCAUCAUCAAAAUGUUGUUGUUAAUUUUUAAGGCAGUUAUAUCAUGAUCUUUACUGGAGACACAGAAGUCAUUGAAUCCCAGGAAUGACCCUAAUACUGCAUGGUGAUUUUUCUAACAGUUUUACUUGUCUUGAAAAAGCUGGCUGCAAGUGUUGUCUGGUUGUUAAACAUCAUCACACCAAACAGGUAAACUCAUCACUAGUUUCUGGCGACUGUAUUUUGGCUUCAAAAAUUUAUAAAAGUAGUGUUUAAUUGUGAAAAUUAUCACACUGCAAGAACCAUCAACUUUAUUCUUUACAAUAAUUCAAAAGUGAAUAGUGGGAAUGAGGUUCAAGGCCUGCAAAAAUGUUCCAUCACUGCAACACUCUUAACUUUUAAUCAAUCCUCCGCAUUCAAUAUGGAUAUUUUUCCUUGCUCUGAAAAAUUUGUUUCAUUAUUUGUUUGUGAACUCUGUCAAUUCUUGAUCUUGCUAACUGUCGAAAAUCCUGCUGAAGGAAAUGAGACUUGAGUUUGGGUUUCAGUACUCGAGUGUUUGGUAGUGAUCUCCAGCUGAGUGACGCAUGAAAAGCCACAGAGAAGGUUUGUUUACUUUUUGACACUCAAUAC
Molecule: messenger RNA, 3360 nt
Organism: Labeo rohita (rohu)
Lineage: Eukaryota; Metazoa; Chordata; Actinopteri; Cypriniformes; Cyprinidae
Product: slit homolog 2 protein
Exons: 3
Coding region: 489-1547 (352 amino acids)
Molecular function (GO): protein binding
Source: RefSeq, a predicted model, not a curated record